Acanthaster planci (crown-of-thorns starfish) is the source of this 9635-nucleotide messenger RNA. RefSeq lists its product as uncharacterized. The record is from RefSeq and is a predicted model, not a curated record. Lineage: Eukaryota; Metazoa; Echinodermata; Asteroidea; Valvatida; Acanthasteridae. Gene Ontology annotation, molecular function: protein binding.
AUAACAAUGACUAACACAAAGGCGCGGGGGUUGGGUUCUCUCUGUCCCAUAGUUUGCAUCAAAUGUAGGAGGUGAUUGGCCCUGCUCGUGCGAGAUCGUGUUUGCACAGUGUCCUGUCCAUUGUUGUCUGCGUCGCACAGUUCAUGCUUGUAUGUGCUUGUUCAGUCAGUCAUCCUUGGAAAUGUUUGUUGUGAUAUGUCACUAAUGUCCGUUUUUUAGUCUUUGAGUUUGUACACAGGUCCAAAAUGAAUGUGCGACUGCCUGGCUGACUGGAUGUGCGGCUGACUCGAUGUCCGACUGCCCGAUGUGCAGGUUGAGUAGUUUUUCCUUGUUGUUCAGGUAGCAGGGGUGGCUCUUUACCCUCAGAAUUUGAUCGACCCUGCCCGUGCGAGAUCACGUCUGUCAUUUUGCCUGUAUAUUCGGCGUUUUGUGACUCGUUCGUGUAUGUGCAUGUUUUGUUCUGUCAUUUCAACAAAAAUGUUGUUUCCGCAGUCACUAACUCUUGUUUUAGUGUUUGUGUUCGCAUGCAGACACUGACUGGAUGUGUGACUGCCUGGCUAACUGAAUGUGGGACUGUGUGGCUGAUUGGGUGUGUGGAUGCCUGGCUGACUGGAUGUGCAGCCACCAUGGAAGCAGACACUUCCCACUGUCCCUGCUGUCGGGAGGCAUACGACAAGAGCCGCAAGCGGAAACUGACGGACGCCUGCGGACACGCUCGAUGCUAUGCCUGUAUGUUCUCCAUUGAAUCCUGUCCGCUGUGUGCCACAAAAGAGCCCACCCUUCAGAAUGGUGAGACAGAACCAGAUAGAGUACCACGCAGCAACAAACCUCCCACCCCACCCCCUAAGCCCAAAAAUAGAACACCGCGGAGUUCCAUGCAUGUCACCACACCUACCUCACCCAUCGCCCCAACAGGUCCUGUUCAGAGACGCAAGUUUUUUGAUGACCCCACCAUGAGUCCAUCUGCUUUGGCACAAUACACCAAUAGACAAGAUCCUCCAGCACCGCCGCAGCUCUUCAUCCCACCUCCCCCAUCCCAGGACCCAACCUCUGACGAGGGCAGUGAGUCAUCCUACGACACCGGGGAUAUCAGUGACUGCGACUCCUGCAAAGAUGACAGGCGCACUCCUCCACCAGCCCCCUCUGAGGCUGCCGAAGCUUUGAUGGAUCGUCUGGGUUUUCUCUUCAAGCAAGCCCAGAUGCCCCCUCCUCCCGAGUCUCCAUCUAGUGAGCGAACUGUCCAGGCCACCUUCUUCCCUCCCCUGCACAGCACUCCCGUGGCCAACACGGCAGUCCUGCGGGAUCGGAGCCAGUCAUUCCCAGUAGCCGAAACCAGAACCUCAGAAGGGCUGGAAGGCAACAAGCACCAGGGACAGGAGUCAAACUCGAGACAACCCACGCAAGGACGACAAGGAUUCCAGAUCCAACAGGCCAAAAAGUGGUCCUCUGUCAAACAAGCGAAUCCGGAUAACAGUGGGAAUCAAAUUUUCAAGGGUAGGAGUAGUCUAAGAACUUCAGCUGAGCUUGCAUCACAGAGGCCACAGCCUCUGACCUCUGCUAAUCAGGCCAAGCAGCUGGUCGAUCCGAAGGUCACAAAGCCCGUCGUGCAGGAAGCCAAAGUUCGCCGGACUGUUCAGGAGUACACCCAGAAUCCGGCCGUGUAUGAAAACCCUGUUGACAUCCAGCCAAAUGUGGGCAAGGACAGAAAGGUGAAUGGCGCUGCCACAAAUGGAGGGCAGAAUAGGCCAAAUAGUUUCAUUGGCCAGGACAGUGAAAAAGCCAAUGUUCCUGUCCGUGCUCACACCAUCGAUUCGCGAGUGUCAAAAACCAAAGAGAGUCAACCACCCAUCCCAGCCCCUAAGCCUUCCUCCAGACCAGGGAGUUAUCACAAUCAGGAAAUGGGAAAGUCAUGUCUUGAAGAGCAGCUCAAGGAACUAUUCAAUUCUGCUGAUGCAGAACAGCAAGAAGAACAGGACAGACCAGUCAUGGACACAAAGUCGCCAUCUGUCCGGGAAAAGCCAAUUGUACCUCCGAAAGCUGCAAGAUCGCCGUCCUCGCAGAAAUCCAAUUCACCAUCUCCGUCGAAAGAAAAAUCAGAGACCACGGCUAUUAGACACAGUACUCCGGUUGGUGGCGUCCUACAACAGAAUGAUCUGGCCAAUCAGAGACCUCGCAGCAUGGAGCACAUUCGGACCAGCUCGCCCAGCAUGGCCAGCCCAAGAGUGCUGCACAGUCGCGGCCGGUCCAUGGAUUCCACUCUCAAAGACAGCUCUCUCAGCUUUGCUGACUCUACCGGGCCAUCACUAACAGUCGUGUCCUCCAUGGAAGGAUUUGAUAUGUCAUCCAAAAUCGAGGGUACGCCAGGUUUGAAUGGGAAAAGUCAAAAAGAAUCCAUUGCCAGCCAAAAGCACAUGUCAACACUGCCAGCUAGCACACCGAAGGGACCUGCAUCUACGAGUCAACAGAGUCGAACCCUCCCGCACUCAAAUCCCCGGUCUUCCAUCAGCCAAUCGGAUAGCAACCUCAGGGCUUUACCACAAGUUGAUGGGGGUGGGCAGGUGCCAAAGCAGGUACAGGGGAGCCUGAAGCACAUAGCUGUUGAUAAACAGGACUCUGACAGCAUCGGUUCCAGCAGUCCAGAGCACGCACCAAACCGGCGGCAGUCCACGAAGCCAGCCCUCAUCAAGCAGCACUCGGACCUGUUGGCUGAGAGCAGAGACGUUGUCAACGAUGUGGGGCUGCUGUCGCCUGUGCAGCAAGACACGUCAGCAUCAGGCCUCUUGCUCAGUAACACCGGGGUGGGCAGACACAGAUCUGCCUCAACUUCAAGUCCAGAAGCGCUGGAUGAUAUUCCCUUAUUUGGUGGUCGUCGGGCAGCCAUGGUCAGGCGAUCACUGAGGGACAAAGAACCACCAGGCAAAGCCAGCACAGAAUUAAUGAAAGGCCGCCUUCCUGUUUACAAGCCCUCACAGCUCCUCCUCCGACCAAUCACCUUUGAGAUCCCAGGCUUCCACCAGGACAAUCCCGUGAUCGGUCGGGAGUGGCUCUUCAUUGACUUGGAGCACUCCCUCAUCAAGGACACCACCUCCAAGCUGAGGGGCGUGGUUCUGCUGGGGGAGGUGGGCACGGGAAAGACGACCAUUGUCGCCAAGCUGGUGUCGCUCAGCAUCCUGAGUCAGUUCCUGGUCAACGACAGCAGUCCCGAGAUCGCCCUUUCAGACAAGAAUAGCAACCCGCCCAAUGGAAUGAACGUCUACAGCAGCUCCAGCACGCUGACCAGGAUGCGCCAGCAGUCAGAGCAGGCCCUCAUGUCAUUGGCCUCCCAGAUCGGAGCAUUCCACGUAUGCCAGGCUGACAACAGCAUCACCUGCAUGGUGCCGGAGUUUGUCCACUCAAUGGCUGCUCAGCUUGCACACUGUCUGCAACCGUACAAAGAACUGCUCCUGACUGAGCCUCAGCUGCAGGCUCUGCUCAGCAUGCGCGACUGCACUCAGAACCCCUCGGAGGUCUUGUUCCGGGCCAUCCUGGAGCCGCUGAGCAUGCUCAAGAGCCAGGGCCGCAUCACCAUGGAGACCUGCAUCAUCCUGGUGGACGGGCUGAGCGAGGCCGAGUUCCACAAGUCGGACUACGGCGACACCAUCGCCUCAUUCCUCACCAAGAACAUCAUGAAGUUCCCGUCGUGGAUCAAGGUCAUUAUCACCAUUAGAAGCUCUCUUGUGGACAUCACCAAGAUGCUUCCCCUCCACAAAAUCUGCCUAGACAAGUCCACCACCAAUGCCACCAGUGUCUCUUCUGAGCACGUGCAGAAGGACGCCGAGCAGUACAUCAACUACAGACUGCAGCAGAGCGCGGCCGUGCGCGACAAUGUGCUGCUGAACGGCAAGCUGGAGCACUCGGGCCAGUCACGCUUUCGCAGCCACCUCCAGGCGCUCAGCCGCGGCUGCUUCCUCUACCUGAAGCUGACUCUGGACCUGAUUGAGAAGGGCCACAUCGUCCUCAAGAGCGCCAGCUACAAGGUCCUGCCCAUCAACCUCUCGGAGGUCUACCUCCUGCUCUGCAAUCUCAAGUUCCAAACAACCAGGGCAUUUGAGCGCAUCGCGCCAAUCCUGAACAUCGCCCUGGCUUCCCUGUACCCUCUCCCAGACCCGUUAAUCUUUGAUGUGAUGAACGCAGGGUACAUCACCAGCUACGUGGACAAGGAUGACUUCAGGCAGCGGAUUGAGAUGGUGUCUAGCUUUCUGUGUCUGCGGAAGGACGGCACCAGGAUGUUCUAUCACCCGUCAUUCCGAGAGUGGCUGAUUCGAAGGGAUGAAGGGGAAAGCGUCAAGUUCAUGUGCGAUCACAGAUCCGGCCAUGCCCUCUUGGCCUUCAAGCUCAGCCGCCAGUCCAAGCGACUGAAUCGAGACCAGGCCUUUGAGCUGGGCCACCACAUCCUCAAGGCGCACAUCUACAAGACGCUAGGCCGGCAGCUGGGCGGGUUCUCCGCUCGGGAGCUGCAGGCUGUCUGGAUGUACCUCAACACCGACCAGCUGUCCAACAGCUUAGCCACUAGACGCAAUCUUUUCUCUCCCAAUGUCAAGGUCAGCAGACUUCUGCUCCUAGCCGGAGCCAGCCCCAACCACCACACAGACGUCCUGAACAAUGCCCCCGUUUUGUGCGUCUCAGCCAGGGAGGGCCACACCGAGAUGGUCUCCCUCCUGCUGGAGUUUGACGCGGACGUCAACGAGGAGUGCGACCGGGGAAUGGGGCCACUGAGCUACGCGUCCGCCAACGGUCACCUGGAGAUCAUGCGCAUGUUAAUCAUCAAGAAGUCACUGGUCCUUGACACUGAUAAGAACGGUAAAUGUGCAGUUGUCCAUGCGGCCGAGCACGGUCAUCUGGCCGCCCUCAGCUUCCUCCUGCAAUGUGAUUGGACGGGCCAGGAGACAGACAAGCUGAACAGCAAGAGCGUAGCCCAGCAGGCGUUCGUGGCAGCAGCCGGGAAUGGACACAAAGAGGUGUGUGGUUUCCUGCUGGAUCUGCCAGGUCCUGAAGCUGACAGUCACCUGGUGACAGUUGAUCAGACAGAUUCACUUGUUGGAGAAACAGCCCUCACGGCAGCCUGCACCAAUGGCCGUUCCGAGGUCCUGAAGCUCCUCCUCAAGCGGAGCGCAUCGGUCCACGCCAUGAACCAGGUCCAGAUGUCCCCGCUGAUCUGCGCGGUCCGACGUGGCCACUGGGAGAUUGUGGACAUCCUGCUCUUCAACCAUGCUUCCUUGGAGGAGAGUGACCGGCAUGGUCGGACGCCGCUCAUGCUGGCGGCCGGAGAGGGCCACCUGGCUGUCCUAGAAGUGUUGCUGAGUAAAGGUGCAUCUGUCCACAAGUGCGACAAGGAGGGCCUGACGGCAUUGUGCUGGGCCUGCCUCAAGGGUCACUUCAACAUUGUCAGGUCCUUGCUGGAGAGGGGCUCGACCAUCGACCAUGCGGACAAGAAUGGCCGCACGCCGCUGGACCUGGCAGCUUUCUACGGCGAUCCACAAGUUGUGCAGUUACUGGUGGAGAAAGGUGCUACCAUUGAGCACGUGGAUAACAGCGGCAUGCGGCCCUUAGAUAGGGCCAUCGGCUGCAGAAACACAUCCGUUGUCUCAGUACUUCUGAAGAAGGGAGCUAAAUUAGGUCCUGCUGCUUGGGCCAUGGCAACCUCCAAGCCGGACAUUUUGGUUCUACUCCUCAAGAAACUCAUGGAUGAUGGAAAUGCUCUCUACAAGAAGGAAAAGUGGCGUGAGGCAUGCCACAAGUACCAGUGUGCACUCAAGAAGUACCCAACAGAGGCGUUUGGCGAUGAGAUCCGAACCUUCAAGGAGCUGAAGGUCAACCUCCUGCUGAACGUGUCCAGGUGUAAGAGGAAACUGGAGGAUAUCCCAGGAGCCAUUGAGCUGGCCACUAAGGCUCUGGAGAUCAAACCUAAGUGCUUUGAGGCGUUCUACGCUAGAGCCCGAGCCAAACGUGCUAUCAGGCAAUUUGGCCCAGCCCUUCAAGACUUACUGGAAGCCAUCAAGCUGGCCCCCAACAACCGAGAAGUUCGCCGACUCCUGGUCCGUGUCAAAGAAGAGUGCAAAGACGAAACCAAGAAGCAGAAAGAGAUCCCUGCCACCACCGCCACAACCACCACCAUUACCAAAGACUCUCCGGCUGACAACGAUCAAGGCCGGGACUCGGGGGUACCUAUCUCACAGCCUGGGAGCUCCCAGGCCUCGGAGAAUGAAAUCUCCCCGCCGGAUGCAUCCAAGAGAGAUGGGGUCCUGCCCGGUAGCGAGCCGAUACCUGUCCAGCAGCGUCAGGUGUUGUCGUCAAGUGAAGAGCAGCUCAGAACAGGGUCCAUUCCGAGAAGCAUCCCCAGCAAAAAUGUGUCCAACUCCCAGACGAUGCCCUCCAGUGCCAAGAUUGCCUACUCGGGCAUGGCCAAUUCCUACCCAGUAACUGGAACCCUGGUCAUGGGGGAUCCACACGGUCUGGAUGCAGGGAACCAGGAUAUUCAGCGACCUCUGACUUUGCAGAUUGCAUUAGGACAACCUUCAAGUGGAAGCAAGCCUGUGCAGCAGCAAGUAAGCAAACAUGUUCCACAGGAGCAGGUUUCCCGACAGCAAGUUGCAAGACAGCAGCAGCAACAGAAACCACAGCAGCAAGUAACACCAAGACAACAUACCCAGUCCUUACAACAUAGAUCGACAAAUCCAGCACAGUUUAACAACACCGCUGCCCCCAGACCAUCAGCUGUAAGAACCACCAGCCAGCCACCACCCACUGCAAACUUUAUGCCAGUGGCCUCUCACCCUGUGAACAAGCACGCACCCAGCACCAACACCCAUCCCAUGGUUGCCAACCCGAUGGCGCACCGACCACUCCCCAAACGUCCAGAUGAAGACACGGCGGUUACCAGGGUUUCCUCUGCUGGCUCCAUUCAGGGAAAUCCCACUGAGUUAGGUGCAGCAAAUCUGCAGAAUGUGUCGAGCAGAUCCUCCCAGCCACCGGUGAAGCUGAGAGCCAAGCAGCGCCGAGACAUUGGGGAGCCGGUAGUGUCCCACCGACUGAGCUACACACUGGAGAACUCAGACGAGGGCAGCCUGGAGAACCUGGCCCAGUCUGCCCCUGUACCCAAGCCUGUGGCCCACCGGGCCAUCCUACCCCGUCAGGCCUCCCCGCUGGUGGCCCAGCAGCCUGAGGCCGAUUCCCAGCACGGAGCGGUGAGGACCGUCGUCCCCCAACCGGCUAUUCAGCGUGCAGGGGCCCCACAGCAUGGGGAAGCAGGGAACGCCAACCGUCAGCAACCACCACAGCCCAUGGUGCGCCAAGGUAGCAGCGGAUCCCUUCAACCUCAGCAGAAUAUGUCGGGACAGGAGUUCCCAAGACCAUCAGCCCAGACCCUAUUCAUCGGUCCAACUGCUCUAUAACUCAAACAAACUAAACCUGUAUAUCAGCGUUCUUGUACCACAAGAGUUAAGACUAUUAGUGCUCUACGCAGUGUUCCUGACUGUGUAAUGCUGACAUGAAAAAUCUUUAAAAGUGUCCCUUUAUUCAAAGGUAAAGAAUUAAUGUUGGUUUUUUUAGUGUACAUAACUCACAGGAGGUGGUAGCAUUUAAUGCAAAGUGGAAGAGGACUGCCAGCAUGCCUGCCAACUGUUCUGAUGUUAUCAAAAUUAUUAUGAGGUUUGGGUUUUCAAAGGCCUAAAAUUGCAACAAACUGGUUUUCUGAAAAAAAAACACAAAAACAGAAGAAAGCCUCACUCACUGCACACCAUCUGGGGAGGUUGCUUUGCCCCUGGUUAUUAUGUAGAUUCCCAGAGCGUCGUGAUCUUGAUGAAUGGUAAACAAUAACAAACCACAAUACGUUUAUUCCUUAAGAUCGAAUAAGAAAUCAUUGCAACACAUCAUUGCACAAUGACCCAUGGCUUAAAUAUAAGCCCCCACCGCUGUUUCAUUUAUAUACAUUCACUGCAUAUUUAUAUGCACACAGCUUCAUCGCAUUUGUCCACCUGCUUGUCCGGUCACAGAAAGAAACAGCCAUUGGCAUCUAUGUGUUCUUACUGUCCAGUUUCCAGACCAAAAUAUUCCAGUUUUGCUUAUCACGUGUUCAGGGAUCACAAAUGAAUCAGUAUAAACAAAUGAAUAGAAGCAGGGAAUGAGACAACAAGACCCUUGCAUCUGCGUGCACCGUUGUCUGAGUUUCCGGUGUUGGCAAGUAUAUGCCAGACAGUGAAAACAGUGCCAAUUACUUCUUCUGUACAUAUUUUAAAGCAUCACAAGACGUUCAUGUUUUACUUCUCUGGAAAUAAUACUUGAUCUCUGACGAGAGUUCCUGUGCAGAGACACACUGUGUGUGCACAUGAGUUCUUGCAGGGGGGAUAUAAAUACAUUUGGUUGGCUUUCAGCUGAAUGUGCACCAAGUUUUGGUGUCUUUGCGGUCUUGAACACGUCUUUGCAGACUUGUACAUGUCCAAUGCCUUUUUUUUUUGCUGUACGCUCAGAUCCUUGACAGUAGAGUGAACAGGUUUCAGCUAUGGAUUGUACAAAUCGAUGAUUAACUGGUACACCUUCAAAGAUGAACUUGGAUUGCCUUGUUCUUGUUUGCCAGCUCUGAAAGUCUUUCUUAGUAAGCACCAUAUCUGAGGAUGGCUUGUCUGACCGAAAAGUCACUUUUCCGGGGCAAUGAUCAGAUAAGUUUUUGCAGAGUCUUAGAUUAUUUGCCUAACAGACUUCAAAUUUUGUGGCUCUGGGAUGCAUCCCCACAGCACCGGUAUGUAUUUCACAGCUAGCAAAAUAUAGCCUUCUAAGCUUCAAAAUCGCACUGUAUUUGUAACACUAACCGAAAUACCAUCAUCAUACAGAGAUUUUGUGAUAUCUUAUGGAGUUGUAAAGGUGACACUAGUUAAUCAAUACUGUAUUGAUUUGGCAAUUUUUACUCUUCAUUUCUUUGACCCCUGGAUCCAGAUUUCACCAAGCCACUAAGCAGAAAAACUGGUCAAAUGUGGAAUAUAUGUGCUUGGGAAAAAUAGGGGAGCAGCCGAAGUGCCAUGCUUGGUAUGUGACUUGUGACUGGUUCGUGUCUCAUUUUUGCUAAGCACACUCACACAAAAAGCAGCUGAGCAGUGUUUUCUGCUUUUUAAGCUGCAUCGGAAUCUGUUUGGAGCUUUGUCUAGCUCUGUGCCCAUUGAAAUUAUUCGAAAGCAUACUGACAAUAGACAUAGCCGUAGCCCUGAAAGGAUAUUGCAGACAUGGCCUUAGUUCUGUUGAAUUGGGUCAGUAUUUUUCAAACCAUUUGCUGUGUCACUAUUUGUCCGUCUUUGUUGGGGGGGCAACCUGAAAAUCUAACAUGUUGAAGUUGUGCCUUGGAAAUGUGCACUUCAUCAUGCAGUGGUUAUCCACCUUGAGAUGAAGCACCCCCUCAUUGGUUGAGAAGAGCCAUGUGGGUUGGAAGUGUUCUCUUUGUUGGCAACCACGUGACUGUUUUGCAUUUCGUAGUCGUUGGUGAACCAGUUAACUGUAGUGGUUCCGACCAAAGGGUCUGCUCAGACCUCAUUGUCUACAUUUUGAUCGUUUCAUUGCUUUUAAAGCAAAGCUUUUUUUGCACAUUAAACGUACUGAGCGAGUUCAUCUGA